Dipodomys spectabilis (banner-tailed kangaroo rat) is the source of this 2336-nucleotide messenger RNA. RefSeq names its product nuclear assembly factor 1 ribonucleoprotein (gene Naf1). Gene Ontology annotation, biological process: pseudouridine synthesis; ribosome biogenesis; box H/ACA snoRNP assembly. Gene Ontology annotation, cellular component: sno(s)RNA-containing ribonucleoprotein complex. Gene Ontology annotation, molecular function: RNA binding. The coding region runs from base 143 to 1933 and encodes 596 amino acids. The record is from RefSeq and is a predicted model, not a curated record. NCBI's taxonomy places the organism in Eukaryota, Metazoa, Chordata, Mammalia, Rodentia, Heteromyidae. The transcript is spliced from 9 exons.
AGGCGGGAGCUUCGGCGCUGGCCUCGGAGCGUUCGUCCCCGAGGUGUGCUUACCGCGUCGGGCCCGGCCGGGAGCCCGUCCGUCUGUCCGUCCGCCUGCCCGCCCAGGACGUGAGGCCCUGCUCGGUGUCGGGCGCGGCGCCAUGGAGGUGGUGGAGGCCGCGGCCGCUCAGUUGGAAACUCUGAAUUUCAGUAGCUCCGGCUUCAGGGUCGGCCCGGGCCCGGCGGAUCCGAGCCCGGCGGGUCCGUGUCCGGACGCCGCCCCCGAGCCCGAGUCCGGGCCGCCGCCGCCGCCGCCGCCGCCGGAGAGCCCCCCGGACGAGCCGGCCGUGGAGGCGCCGCCCUCCGGGGAGCCGCCGCCCGCCGCCGGGAGCCCCGCGCCGCCGCCGGAGCCGCCACGCGUCCUCCCCGGCCCGGACCCCGCACGGCCGGCGCUCGCCCCGCAGCCCCCGGACACCUCGGACUCGGACUCGGACUCAGACAGGUCUGGUGCCUUCGGGUGCGGGGCCCUGGGACGCGGGGUGGAGCGGGGCCCGGGACGGUGGGAGGUGGCGGAGGCCCGCUGCACGUGCGGUCACGUCGCUGGGACCUUCCGCGUCCCUCCUGCCAAUCGCCUCUAUCAAUUUUCCCUUCCCUCCGACGGUGCUAAGCCCGGAGAGGUCUGUGUGCAGAGUGAUUUCCAGCAUCUGGGACGUUACAGAGUCUCGCUGAACAUGGUCUACAAACACUUUGAGUAUGCUGUCUGUGUGGGGUGUGAGGAAUGUUCCCAACAGAUAGACAGAGAGGAGGUGAGGACUUUGCUUUUUAGGAAAAUCAUCAUUUUUAAGUGUGAAACAGAUUCAGAUAGUUCCAGUUCCUCUUCUUCCUCAUCAUCUUCCUCAUCAUCAUCUUCUUCCUCCUGUGUAUCACUUCCUCCCGUGUUAUCAGAUGGAGACGAUGAUUUACAGGUUGAGAAGGAAAAUAAGAAUUUUCCUCUUAAAACAAAAGAUGAGUUGCUUCUUAAUGAACUACCUUCCGUUGAAGAGCUCACUAUAAUUCUGCCUGAAGAUAUUGAAGUAAAGCCUCUUGGGAUGGUUUCAAGUAUUAUUGAGCAAUUAGUAAUAAUUGAAUCUAUGAGUAAUCUGCCUCCAGUUAAUGAGGAGACUGUUAUUUUUAAAAGUGACCGACAAGCAGCAGGAAAGAUAUUUGAGAUAUUUGGACCUGUUGCACAUCCGUUUUAUGUGUUACGGUUUAAUUCUUCAGAUCACAUUGAGAGUAAAGGCAUUAAAAUAAAGGACAUGAUGUACUUCGCUCCAUCAAUGAAAGACUUCACCCAGUAUAUAUUCACAGAGAAACUUAAACAGGAUAGGGGGUCAGAUGCAUCCUGGAAGAAUGAUCAAGAGCCGCCCCCAGAGGCCUUAGAUUUCAGUGAUGAUGAAAAAGAAAAAGAAGCCAAGCACCGGAAGAAAUCCCAGACUCAAGGUCGGAAAAAACUUAAAUCUGAACUUGCUGAGCCAGGUGAAGAUUUCUCCGAGGUGCAUCAGAAUUGGAAUGCCUACAGCUCUUCCGAGCAUUCAAAGGGCUAUCGCAACCGAGAAUUCACCAGAGGUUUUCCCAGGGGCCGGUAUCCUCGACCCAGCCACGGCAGGCCUCCACCUCAGCAGUUUUAUGGCUCAGACCAUCUGGUGUCUCCAGAGACUUCCGGAUUUCCACCGCAGAGACAAGAUAAUCCUUUCAUGCCCCACUAUCCCUUCCCGCCUCCAUCCUUCGACAUGCAUAACUUCUCACUCCCUCCACCUCCACCCCCCUCUGUAAGCAUGGGCUGGGCCACACCCAACAUGACACCUCACCCCUAUCAUGUACCAUACUCUCUGCCUCCUCCGCCUGCACCUCCACCCCUGCCUCCCCCACCCUCUCCUGGGGAUAGUAAUUCUCAUUUUAGACCUUAUUAUUAGAUGUGUGCAUGCAUUUCCAGAGAAAUGUGCAUUAUGCAGAUUACAUGUGUUCAGGAUUUUUUUUAAGAAAAAGAUUAUAAAGCUAGAUUUUUGAAAACUAUAAAAUAUUAGAUGAGCUGUAAGUUGAUAUAUAUAUUUGUAACCUUUGUCACCUAUUAUAUUCAUAUGAAAAUUUCAUCUCACUCUUAGGGGAAAAAAUCAAUCAUGUAAUACUUAAUUAAAAUUGAAUCAUGCCUUCUGCUACCCUCAACCCCAUGGAAAUAAAUAAAGUAGUGGAGUGGAGUGAGCAUUGUCAUGGAUUAACAUAUGUUAGACACCGGUAGCAUUUUUUUGCUACCAUCUGAAAAUAAGAUGUUGAAGUCCUAUUGAGAGUCUUUAAAAUAAACUAUUUUUUAUAAACUCA